GUUUUCAAGUGUUACUUUCAUAUUUCUCUUCAAGCAGCUCUGUUAUACAAGACUUGAACGAUGGCAGCUCAGCAGCUUGACUGUGUGAGGAAAGUGUUUGUUGAAAACGUGAUUGACCCAGUUAUCAGUCAGCUCCUGGAUGACCUUUUACAAGAUCGUGUCUUCAAUCGUGGGGAGAAAGAUUACAUAAUUCAGAAGUAUCCCGUCACAGCAGACAAGGCACGCGAGCUUGUAGAUGCAGUGAUCAAGAAAGGGGAUGUAGCCAGCAGGAAGAUGAUUACUCGCCUUCAAGAGAGAGACCCUGAACUUUACUCUAAGAUGGAUGAGUCCUGUAGUCAGCCUCCUCAGCCAGCUGCACAGGCAAAGAUGGAGACGGAGUGAUCAACCACACUUGUCCAUGCCACUGAUGCUUUCUGGAAUGAGAAACAGAAGGAUCCAGAUGUUAGUAAUUCACAAAAAGCCUCAUUAAAUGUCUCAUGUUGACUUAACUGAUGAUUUUUCCAUCAGAAGAAACAGAAAAGGAAAAAUGUAGUUUUAAUGUAGUUCAAAUGUUAAGGUUUUCUCAUGCUGGUCUGUUCAGUGCACAUCAAUGUUUAAUGAUUAACAAGAAUAAAUUAAACAGUUUCUGUAUAAAA
Messenger RNA from Acanthochromis polyacanthus (spiny chromis), 635 nucleotides. RefSeq names its product caspase recruitment domain-containing protein 18-like. The transcript is spliced from 3 exons. Lineage: Eukaryota; Metazoa; Chordata; Actinopteri; Pomacentridae. The record is from RefSeq and is a predicted model, not a curated record. Gene Ontology annotation, biological process: regulation of apoptotic process; proteolysis. Bases 61 to 381 code for a protein of 106 amino acids. Gene Ontology annotation, molecular function: cysteine-type endopeptidase activity.